Messenger RNA from Metarhizium brunneum ARSEF 3297, 513 nucleotides. RefSeq lists its product as uncharacterized. The record is from RefSeq and is a predicted model, not a curated record. NCBI's taxonomy places the organism in Eukaryota, Fungi, Ascomycota, Sordariomycetes, Hypocreales, Clavicipitaceae.
AUGACGGAACCACUUAGCAAGGUUGACUCCGCCGUCCAGGGCUUGUCAUCGUCACCGCCGAAGGAGAAGGGCCAUAGAAGGGCCAGCUCCAGCGCAGCUGGUGUAAUGAACAUCAAUGACUUGGAAAAGGAUGGUAUUGAGCUGAAGAUUGCGAUUGAGACGCAAAAGACGGGCUGGAAAAUCAACAAGAGUCCGACCACAGUCGAGGACUCCAGCGUAUUGAAAGUCAUGUUGACGAAACCGCCGGUUAAGAAGAUUGACCUUCACUUCCCGUUAGGAAUGGAGGUAACGGCACGGAACAUGAAGGGUGUUACGAUCAAGGAUGCCAUGGAUGCGAUUUACAAGGCGUACAAAAAGCGGGCCGAUGAUGAGCUUGACAACCCAUACCUGGCUGGCUUCGAGUGGGACAAGGAGGAGUCAUGGACACGGUUGGUUGUGCACCUCCAGAAGGAUGCUGGUACCAGCGGCCAUGGCGGCGGCAAGAAGAAAAAGGGCAAGAAGGACGACGAGUAA